Amphiprion ocellaris (clown anemonefish) is the source of this 3906-nucleotide messenger RNA. RefSeq names its product platelet-derived growth factor beta polypeptide b (gene pdgfbb). Gene Ontology annotation, molecular function: growth factor activity; platelet-derived growth factor receptor binding. The coding region runs from base 612 to 2162 and encodes 516 amino acids. NCBI's taxonomy places the organism in Eukaryota, Metazoa, Chordata, Actinopteri, Pomacentridae. Gene Ontology annotation, cellular component: membrane. Gene Ontology annotation, biological process: platelet-derived growth factor receptor signaling pathway; positive regulation of ERK1 and ERK2 cascade; positive regulation of cell migration. The record is from RefSeq and is a predicted model, not a curated record. The transcript has 8 exons.
UUCGCUCUUCCCUCCUACCAUCACUGCCGCUGCCGCUGCGUAAUCAAGCAGGUCCAGGGCUGAGGCUGACCAAGACACACAGAUAAGGCUCCGUGGAAUUUGGACGACAAACUGACCUGCCAAGGUAUUUCAGACGUUCAGCCCUUGAGGUGAAAUUUUGGGAAGACUCCUGCCUACAGGAAUAGACAAGUGAGAUGGAUUUUUUAAAUUGUCUGUUUGUUUUUAAUUGAACUGGAACAUGCUUGGAAUAAAAUAUACCUUACUCAGCCGACUUUCUGAGUCUCCUGGACAUUUUUGCCAGCAUGUGAAAUUUGGACCUCAGUUGCUUGGAAGUCUUUUGUUAAAGAAAUGCAUUGCUUUCCAUAUGAGCUUUGAGCCGAAAAGCCCACACAGAAAGGUGAAGUACCUCAACUAAAAAUGUUUAUUACCCAGGACAUUUUUUAGAAACAAACAAGUACGAUAGAUUCCCCCUUCUUCCUCAAUCUCUGCUAAGGAACAACAGUGUGGACAGACCAUCCACGUGCUGGCGUUUCCACAGGGCUACCCGUUGUCCUCUCGGUCACUUCCAUAAAUGCCCAGUCCGUGGAGGAGGCUGGACGCCGGGCAGCACGAUGAGUUCGUGGGUGCAGCUGCUGCUCGCGCUGCUGGCAGCCUGUCUGCGGUUUAGCAUAGCCGAGGGGGAUGCUCUACCUGCAGCCCUGGUGGAGCUGGUUAGAAAAAGUACCAUCUCUUCUACAGAGGACCUUCAGCUUCUGUUGCUUACUGACUCCAUAGAUGAGGAGGAUGGCACCUCUGCAGCCAAUGGAGGCCACAGACUACCUAGGAGCCUUGAUGCCCAGCCAGCCCAGCAGGCUCUGUGUAAAGUACGCACAGAGGUGGUUGAGGUCACCAGGGCAAUGCUGGACCGCAGCAAUGCAAACUUCUUGUUAUGGCCACCCUGUGUUGAGGUGCAGCGCUGCUCUGGUUGCUGCAACACCAAAAGCUUGCAGUGUCUCCCCAUUGUCACACACACCAGAUACUUGCAGGUCAUGAAGAUUGAGUACAUCAACAAAAGACCAACUUAUGCUAAAGCGGUUGUGUCAUUUGUGGAUCAUGUGGAGUGCAGAUGUCAACCCACUCCACAUUCCCCAGGACCAAAAACAAAAUCCUCUCGCAAACAGCACAUCCGCCUGCAUCGAAACGAGACACUCAGCCAAGAUCAGGCACAGGGACAGGUGAAGGUACACUCAAAGGAUGAACUCCAUCAGUGGGAUGAACUGAAACAAAACCAGAGGGCCCAUCUGGAUGAUCUCCUACAGCAGCAGUGGAGACCCAGAGGAGACACCUUUUCUCAGCCUGGAGAAGGGUACAGUCUAGCAGGGGAGGACACAUCCUGGUCUGGAGAGGCUAUUUUCUUUGCUCCACACUGGCCUCAUAAAUCCACUAGGCUUGUUGAUACUAAAAAUCAAUCUGAGAAGCAGGAAAAUGUGGAGAGAAACCAUGGUAGGGUAUCAGAUGGCAGGAAAACUAAUAAUAUUGGGAUUCAGGUAAAGGAGACACUGAUAGAAGAUGGAGAGGGGUUGUCACACAACAAUACUGAAAUGAAAGUUAAUGAGUACACACAAACACAUUACCCAUUAUGGCCAGAAAGCAAAUCUAACUUUUCAAAGAGCCAUACAAGUAGUCAUUUUCAACAUGAUACUCAAAAUCCUCAAGCUAAGUUAAAUCCUACUGAGGAAACCACGACCAAAAGAUUAAGGAGCAGGUUCCGAACUACCAAAGAGCCAAAUCCAGACCUCAGUGAACAAGUGAGAUGGAGAAAGAAUAAAACUCCAGAGGAGAGGAUAGCACAGACUGAGGAGACAACACUGGAGGAGAGAAAAGAGCUUCUACUUUUUUAUCAAAGGAUGGAUCAAGAGGAGAUUCUGAAACAGCAGCAAAUCAGACGAGAAGAGGAAAAUAGACUGAAAGAAGAGGAGACAAACAGUCAGCAACGUUUGCAUGAUAAACAUCUGCAAACAACAACACAGACACCAGAGACAACAACGUCCACAGCUACUACACAGCAGCCAUCAGCUGCAGAAGCCUCCAAACUCCUGCCUCGCUCAGACCAAACAAGGAGAAGAAUGAGAAAGAAUCGCAAACGGAUCAGCAAGGCAGCAAUGAGAGCAAUGCUAAUGUAGAACUAAAACAAACCAGUAACACUAAUGAUGACUUUCUGGUGACUCUGUAACCAUAUAUGGAUGAUGCAAGGAGCAGAAGAAAGAAGAAAAGGGAAUUUUUCAAGAAAACAUAUGCCUCCAUGGCAAUUGAUGGUAUGAAGCAAAAAGUGGCAAGACUGAGAAACAGUGUGCAAGCACAGUGCCUGUGGGGAACUGAAAAGCACCCCACUUCAAAACUGCAGAAAACUCUGCAAUUUCUAAACUCUACUUGGAACCUUAUUUUGAUAUCAGCAGAGAGAAACUGCAUGUAAAUGUUGACAGAACCAAGCCUAUAUAGGGUUUAAAGUUUAUUGUUGAUAACCUUGAUUUUUCAUAACCACAGUCAAAGUACAUUUAGUGGAAUAAUUAACAACAAUGGUCAUAAUUCUGUUGUAGUGUAAUUGGAUAUUCUUAGAAAAACUUAUCCAGAGAAUGCAACAAUGGCAGAAUUUCCAUGUUUGACAUCAUUUAUUAGCUCAUUAACAUGAUAAUAAAUCAUACAACCAUAUGUAGCUCAUUAACAUGAUAAUAAAUCAUACAACUAUAUGUGGUUUUAUUUAACUCACUGCAAACACUGGAAGUCGACGAAUGUGAUUCAAGAACAAAAACGUGAUGUUGCAUUACUGGUGUUUCUCUGUUUAAAAUUUCUUUACAGGUGAAACAAAGACCUGUGACCUGACUGUGUAUCAUGCUCCUUACUUAUUUAUCUCUUCUUCUCAAAUGUGAAUUAACUCUAUAUACAUCAAAUGUUGCAUAGAUAUAGCAUGCACAACAGAUUCAGACUAUUAGGAUGGUUGUGUGAUUAAAACAGAAAGAACAACAAUUUUAAAAAGAAAGGCAUGGCAUUCAGUGACUUCCAGUAUCCUGCACUACUCAACUUCUAUGUCAAAAAAAGUGUGUGCAUGUGUGAUUUUUUUAUGCCAAAGUGUGUAUUGUAGUGUGUGUUAGUAUACUUACCUACAUUUCUGCCUUCUAUCUAAAUUGUCAUAUCUGAUUCUCUGUCUUUUUGUUUGAUAGGGAUGUCUCUCUUUCAUUAGUUAUGGUUUGGUAGAAUCAAAUACUUUUUGAACUUAUAAACCUGUUUUCUAUAAGCACCUCCACUGUUUGUUUUAGUAGUCCACAGUACAUCUUUUUUUGCUUGCAAGAAACAAGCUAGUCAGUAGUCACUUAAAAUAGCAAAAAACAAAUACAGAUGUUUUUGUAAACAUGUUACAAACUUACUGCUGAUGCUAUUCUGUGUCCCAAUAAUUCAUAAUCAGCCAAACAUCUUCAUUUAUCAAAAAACAGGACUUGUAUGUUCUUUAUGCCAACUUACAACAGUUAUAACAUAUAACAUAUUUUUAUCUUUUAUUAGAAGACAUGUUGAAAAAGGAGAAUGUUUGUGAUAACUUUGCCACAUAAUGCUAUUUUCAUAUGGCUAUAAGAAACUAAUGGACUUAAACCUCCUUUGUUUUGUGUUUUUAUUACUUUUCAUUGAAUUCAACCCUUCGAUGAAUGAAAACACUGCAGUCACCAAUCACGUGGAUACUAAGCAUGCAAUGUUUCGCAUCUUAAUUUAGUGUGUUAGCAUCCUAACAUUUGCUGAUUACUAUCCACUAAAAUGCAAGAGGCUGGUGGGAAUGUAAUUAUUGCAGAUAAUUGUGCAGUUAAGUGUUGGACAACUUGAAAUGUUGACCUGAUAAUAAUGUUUGAGGAAAAGUAAAUCUGUCAUGUAUUUCUUUCUUGA